Molecule: messenger RNA, 6533 nt
Organism: Mustela erminea (ermine)
Lineage: Eukaryota; Metazoa; Chordata; Mammalia; Carnivora; Mustelidae
Gene: KCTD12
Product: potassium channel tetramerization domain containing 12
Exons: 1
Coding region: 415-1398 (327 amino acids)
Biological process (GO): regulation of G protein-coupled receptor signaling pathway; protein homooligomerization
Cellular component (GO): presynaptic membrane; postsynaptic membrane
Molecular function (GO): protein binding
Source: RefSeq, a predicted model, not a curated record
CGCGCGAGCCGGGGUGGAGCCAGCAGCCGGGCGCGGCGUCAGCGUUUAGGAUGCAAAUCGAUUCCUGGCUCCGCCGGCGCCCCCUCCCGCCCGGGGGAGCAAGGCUCCGCCGCUCCACCGCCGCCCACGCCUCCUGCGCGCCGCGGCGCCGGAGCGGGCGGCUCUACUUAAGCCGCGCGCCGGCCGAGACCCGGCACUCGCCUGGAGCGCGCGGGUGAGGCGGGCCGAGCGCACCGCGGUCCUCGGGGGCGCACAGCAGCGCGCUUGCACCGCUGGGCUCUGCGCGGCUCCCGGCGGCUGCGGCGGCGGUGGCGGCCGGAGCGCAGGGCUGAGCCAGAGUCCGGCAAAGGCGGCGGCGGCUUCGGUGCGCGGCCCCGCUCCCUGCCAUCACCCCGGACCGGCCCCCUCUUUGCCAUGGCUCUAGCGGACAGCACACGUGGAUUACCCAACGGGGGCGGCGGCGGGGGCGGCAGCGGCUCCUCGUCCUCCUCGGCGGAGCCGCCGCUCUUCCCCGAUAUCGUGGAGCUGAACGUGGGGGGCCAGGUGUAUGUGACCCGGCGCUGCACCGUGGUGUCGGUGCCCGACUCGCUGCUCUGGCGCAUGUUCACGCAGCAGCAGCCGCAGGAGCUGGCCCGGGACAGCAAAGGCCGCUUCUUUCUUGACCGAGACGGCUUCCUCUUCCGCUACAUCCUGGAUUACCUGCGGGACUUGCAGCUCGUGCUGCCCGACUAUUUCCCCGAGCGCAGCCGGCUGCAGCGCGAGGCCGAGUACUUCGAGCUGCCCGAGCUCGUGCGCCGCCUCGGGGCGCCCCAGCAGCCCGGCCCCGGGCCGCCGCCUCCGCACUCGCGGCGCGGAGUGCAGAAGGAGGGCUCGCUGGGCGACGAGCUGCUGCCGCUCGGCUACGCGGAGCCCGAGCAGCAGGAGGGCUCGUCUGCCGGGGCGCCGUCGCCCACGCUGGAGCUGGCUAGCCGCAGCCCGUCCGGGGGUGCGGCCGGCCCGCUGCUCACGCCGUCCCAGUCGCUGGACGGCAGCCGGCGCUCGGGCUACAUCACCAUCGGCUACCGCGGCUCCUACACCAUCGGGCGGGACGCGCAGGCAGACGCCAAGUUCCGGCGAGUGGCACGCAUCACGGUGUGCGGCAAGACGUCGCUGGCCAAGGAGGUGUUCGGCGACACCCUGAAUGAGAGCCGGGACCCGGACCGGCCUCCCGAGCGCUACACUUCGCGCUAUUACCUCAAGUUCAACUUCCUGGAGCAGGCCUUCGACAAGCUGUCCGAGUCGGGCUUCCACAUGGUGGCGUGCAGUUCCACGGGCACCUGCGCCUUCGCCAGCAGCACCGACCAGAGCGAGGACAAGAUCUGGACCAGCUACACGGAGUACGUCUUCUGCCGGGAGUGAGCUCCCCAGACCCCCUCGCGACUCCAGCGCUCCCAUCCCCCACCUUCCUGCUCCUACCCCACGCCUUUCCAUGCCCCUGUCUCCCACCUUUAGUAGCUGGGCCAGGCCCACUUACGCCCCACUUGAGAACCUGCAGCCGCAGAUCCUCUCGGCUUCUUCGUCUUCUUUGGACCCCGCUAACCGAGAGAGCCCCGAUGUACCCCCUCCAGUGCUUCCUCUGCCCCACUGACUCAAACCACCCCUCCCCUGGAUUGUCCUUCAGUCUGGAUCUAAUGAGGCAGUGUGGCCACAAAGUCACCAAGUAUCUGGGAAUGGCAGAAUUGUUCAGAACCUGAUGGGACUCUGUCCAGUGUGUAGAAGAUUCCCUGAAAUCCCAAGCUCUUUUGACUCUUUUCGGGGCUCGAGUGAUCAGAAUUGGUAACACUGGGACUAGUUAGUGUUUUCAAAGGUCAUUACGUAGCCUUUGUGACCCUCUUUAAAGGUAGAGUUUGAGAGAGCUGGAUGGAAGACUCUGGACCUGGAAUUAGGAUCCCGUGGAGACAGAGACUACGGAAUGAAUAAAGUUUUGACACGUGAAUAGGUAGAAGUAGGAAAAGAAUCUAGUGCUGGCACAAUGAAGGAUCGUAUCUUUUCCGUGCACAAUGAAAAGUCUUCGCCUGUGGCUUAAACUUGUAGAAAGUUACCCUCCUGCGUGGGGAGGCAUCCUUUCUCCUUGGCUCCAGCGCCCGCUUCCCUUAGUUCGACAGGUCGACAUGGCUGCCUUUACCGGCGAGAGGGAGCAAGAGUGCUGACGCCGGCAAGGGCGAGACAGCCCAGGUCACCCGGCACUGCGGGAAGCCACCUGGCUGUGACCGUACCCGGAGCUGGGUAGCCAUAAUGCACGUCGUGGGUAUUAGGAAAGCCCGUAUUGUUGCAGUGAAUGGCAGUAGGACCUUAGCUUGUAAGACUUGGGGGGUGGGAUGGGGAGGGAGGAAGGAGGGGUGAAGGGGUGGGAAGGGGGGAGCAGACACAUUCCUUUAUUAUUUGAAAGUUGGAAGUUUGUGCCAUCCGUUUGAGUACACGCACAUUUAAAAAAAAAUAGUACACACAAACAUGCAAAGCAUUUUGUAAAGAUUAGUAACAGAUCUACUCUUAUCUGGCAGUUUAUUGAACUAACUGUUUUGAGUCCUAAACUUAGAAGUUGCUGAUACUUACAUAACCUAACCAAAGAGUUACCCAGUAGUUUUUGAACUUUAGUUUAGGUUUUUCUGAACUUUAUUUUCUUGUUGAUUAUACAUCCUGAUUUUAAGAUCUAUUAACGAGCAAAAUCUGUUUGGUCUUGGUUACUUAAACUUAAGAUCUCUUCUUAAAAAUCCUUAUUUUCUUCAAGCCCAGCCAAUGUUGACUUCUGGGCAAACCCCGAAAACCUGAAAAUGCCACUUCUUCCUGCAGAUGGUUUGAAAUUAAGGUGGAAUCUCUUCGGGUGACAGAGCUGCAGAGAGACAGAAGCACCCAGGGCUGCCCAUCUGUACAUAGCUAUACAAUGAAACGUUUGUAAACAAAGGCAAGAAAGUGCUUACAAGUGGGUUCAGCAAUAAAAUCGUGUUUUUAGGUAAAUGCAAGAGAAACAGAAGGAGACCUGGUUGCCUUAUACCUUUACUCUAACAUGGAAUAAAUCCCCACUGCAUAUUCUAUCUACACUUUAGGUGAAGGGAAGUGCAUCCUUGUCUUUUCAUGCUGUGAGGCUCCUUUGGAUAUUCUGUGAUGACAGAGAAGCCUUUCCUUUUUCAUGAGUUACAGCAGUUCCUCUGAAGUAUGUUUUUAAAGAUUUUGUAAGAGUCGUUUUCAGUGUUCAAAUUAGUGCUAUUUUUUCUUCUUUUUAAAAAUGAAUCUUGUACUGUAUCUUACUAUGUCCGUAACAGAUACUAAGAAUUGGAACAGUUUUAUUCUUACAACUCAUGUGAUCCAACCUGUAUAUACCAUAUAUAAACAUUUUACACGAAUCAUUUAGUUUUUUAAUUCAUUUACUAAUGCUAAAUAAUUUCCUAUAUUUACUCCCAGUAACGUGCAUCAGAUGGUGUAUAUACUAAAGCAACAUGUUUUCAUGAGUUUCUUAGAUCCUUGUCUCUGGGGACACUGGGUUAGGAAAAAAGAUGUGAUUAUAAAACUGAGUUUGCUCCAUACUUUUUUCCUUGGCUAUUAAUUAUGUACUAAUAAUAUGUCAGUUAACUGUCCACUUAAAAAGAAGGUACUUUUAUUUUUAACCCACUAAUUCUUUUUUUUUUUUUUUAAUUGGUAAACAGAUUUGAGGUCUUUUCAUUGGACUUACAUUUUUAGAAAGGUAAAGUUAGGUUGGUAUAUAAAGACUAUAAUUGUAAGGGAAAUGGAAGUAGAAAUCCAGGAAGUUGUGUUUGCGUAUAAGUUGGGUGUGUUCUCAGAGUAGGUAGUGCAACAGAGCUUAUCUCUGUUUCAAGCCUGAAAUGAUUUAGCAAAGUCACUUUCUGGACAAAAGAGCAUCACAGAUUUCUCUACCCUAUGUGGUGUUCUGUUAGAUUGUUUGGCAAACAACAAAUAUGUGAGAACAUCUUAGGACAGUUCAAAGCCACUGAGAGGUGGCAAGACUCGGAUUCUGAUUUUCUCUGUUAAAUCUGCACAAUUCCAGGAGUCGUGGGACAGUGCUAAAGUUUUGUUUGUGCCACUCAAGUCUUAAUGAAUUUUCUGUCGUAAAACUUUGAGUUGAACUAUUCUGCGUCUUUGGGCACAUGGAUUUUACUUUCCCUCACAUUCUGGCUGCCCAGCAAUGUUCCCCUCCCUUUGCAUUAUGUCAAAGACUGGGAAUUUAAAUGAUCAGAGAUCAUAUACUGACUUCUUUUCCUAGGAAUGACUGUUUCCUCUAAGGUUGGCAGUCGAAAAAUGCAAAUAUUCUACUUUCAGCCCUACGUGAAGGCUGGGUGGGAAACUCAUUCUGUGCUGGGUGGCUUAGAUUACUGUGGCUAGGUGACUUAGCAUGGGUGCUUUUGGGUCCCUUCUCUUUCCUGUACUGUGGGCCACAGAAGGACCCUUUGUGAUCUACAAAGUGGGCUGGAGUGUUAUUUGUCACCUCUGAUCUUGGAUGGGAUAUCAAGGGUCCGUACCAGUAAGCCCUCCAAAGACACCAUUCAGAUAACCCGGGAGAAUGUUAUAAAUUCUUCACGUAAUUAUGACUGCAUGAAACUGACCCAGUAUAGCGUGCAAUUACCUAUGUUAUGGCUUUAAUGACUGUUUGGUUCAUCAGUACAAGUGAGUGACAUGAGAUUUAACAAAUUUUAUUAAAAAAAAAAAAAAGAUCGUUGGCAGUGGUGGUUAGAGACACAGGUAACCUGGUCCAGUGCUUUUGCACCAGGAGUUGGAUAAGUUGCCUAUUUUUAAAGUACAUGUAGACCAUGAACUAUAUUCAGUCUAAUUUUUCAGAUUGUAUGUUGUGGAAAAUAUUCCUUAGAGGUGUGAGACUUGGAAAUUUUUGGAAAAUUUUUUUUUCCCUUUCUGUACUGUUUUUAUUCUUGUGCUGCUGCUGCUUUUUUUUUUUUUUUUUCCUUUCUUUCUUUCCUUUUUUUUUUUUUUUUGUGGUAGUGGUGGUGGCAUUAUUUUUUGUUUUUUUUUUGGCCUUUUUUUUUUUUUUUUUGGCAUUGAUAGCAAACUGAAAAUUUGUGAAACUAGCCAAAAUUGUCUUCAUUUCAAACCAGAUCCAUAUAUGGGGCCUGUUGCUUCUCUGAGGAAAUGCACAAUCUGAAUUCUCAGACAAAAAUGGGCAACUGGCAAUUCUCAAACAUAUCCCAAUUUUUAUUGGAAUUUUCCAUGGAAUGUCAUUACAUUGAAGCCAUGUAAGGUGAAGCUUUGGGAAUUUUUUACUUUUUAAAUUAUGGUAAAUUCUAAUAUUCAAAACAUUUUGUACUCCACAUGAAAAAUGCUAAAUUUUAGUGCACGUAUUUAGAAAAGUAUUGACUGGAGUGGUUGAAUUCUGUAAGAAUUUCUUUUAUAGUCUCAAUCAUAAGUACUUUAUUCAAUUGACUUACAUUUCUAAAAUAGUAGACUGAAUAUUUUUUAUUGUAAACUUAGCAGAGUAAAUCCUUCAGAAUUUCUUUUGUUUUUUCCUUAUGAUAACUCAUUUAAAAAACUGAAUUAGUUUUCUUAGAUGACCUGUCUGUCUCUUGAGAAUAAAUAAAAUACUCUUGGGUUUUCAGUGGCUAUAGUACCUGGCACAGGGUUUCCUAGAGCCAGAAACAAGUUAUGUUGAAGUUAAUUUUUCUUUGUCACAAUUUUGGACAAUAAAAUCUUAAAGAUCUUUGAAUUUGAAGAUUUAGAUUCUCUACUGGGGCCUUUGAAACUUAGAUGGAAGAAAUCCAAGCAGACUAAUUUAUAUUAGAGUUUAAUCUUGUGUGGUAGGAAGAUGAAUAGUUGACCAAGAAUUCUUGUCAUCUUAUACAUCUUGUGGGUCCCCCCCCCCGCCAAGUUUUUUUGUAUUUUAAAUGUAUUUUGAGGUAUGUGAACAUUAAUUGUAAUGUAAAGUAUUUUACAGCUGUGUUUGUGACUUUAUAGGCAGGUGAAUUUUGCCAUUACUAUUGAUCACAAAUGAUGAUAAUUUGUGACCACUUACACAUCAUUAGUGACAUUUAAUGACAGAAGUUUAAGAUGUCCACUGUGGAUGUUAAUUUUGAAGACCUAAAUUAUAUGUUAUUUAAAUUUUUCCCUACAUCUGAAAACUCUUAACUGCCAAACAAUGUAAGAUUCCCACAGAGCUCUCUGGAUUAUGCAAUUGUUGAAAACAUUACAUGCUAAGUGAUACGUAUCACUUAGCCAUUUUCUCAAAAUAGAAGGGGAAAAGAAAAAAAAAAUAACGAUUAUCAGACUUUCCUCAUGAAACAGAAAGCCAAGAAAAAAAAAAAUCCCUCUGUAUUUUAAAAAAGACAAUUGAGACGUGCCCAAACUUUAAGUGAGGAUUUCUUCAGCCGUCUAAAUGCUCUAGAGAUUUUUGUUUUCCCUGUUCACAGCCAGUUGUAUAAGAGACCCACUUGAUACUGUUUUCCUCCCUGUGUGUGAAGUAAUGAAUCAUGGAUUAUGUGACUUGUUAUGUAUUCUAUUAAACACUAAAGAAUUAAACAUUCACUCCUUUAAUUAUU